Molecule: messenger RNA, 1890 nt
Organism: Talaromyces rugulosus
Lineage: Eukaryota; Fungi; Ascomycota; Eurotiomycetes; Eurotiales; Trichocomaceae
Exons: 9
Coding region: 1-1890 (629 amino acids)
Biological process (GO): carbohydrate catabolic process
Molecular function (GO): alpha-amylase activity; starch binding; calcium ion binding
Source: RefSeq, a predicted model, not a curated record
AUGGUGGCAAUUGCGAAGAGAGCUGCAUUUCUGGCCUCCCUGUUCCUGGGGCAGUCUGUAGUAGCCUUGACGCCAGCAGAAUGGCGCAGUCAGUCAAUCUACUUUCUUCUAACUGAUCGCUUUGGCCGGGAAGAUAAUUCCACCACUGCUUCAUGUGACCUCAGCGAGAGGAUCUAUUGCGGUGGCAGUUGGCAAGGAAUUAUCAACCAUCUGGACUAUAUUCAAGGGAUGGGAUUUACUGCCAUUUGGAUCACGCCAGUGACGGAACAACUUCCCCAAGAUACUGGAGAAGGAGAAGCGUACCACGGAUACUGGCAACAGGAGAUAUACAGCGUCAACUCAAAUUAUGGCACUGCGGCCGAUCUUUUGGCCCUCUCAGAGGCUCUGCAUGAUCGAGGAAUGUAUCUUAUGGUAGACGUAGUCGCGAACCACAUGGGAUAUGCCGGAGCAGGUGACAGUGUUGACUAUAGUGUGUUCAGUCCGUUUGACUCAUCAUCAUAUUUCCACUCCUACUGCCUAAUCAGCGACUACUCCAAUCAGGAAAACGUGGAGGACUGCUGGCUCGGCGAUACAACGGUCUCUCUCCCAGAUUUAAAUACGGACUUGACCUCUGUUCAGACACUUUGGUACGACUGGGUGGCCGACUUGGUGUCAAACUAUUCUAUCGACGGCCUUCGCAUCGACACUGUCAAGCAUGUACAGGAAUCAUUCUGGCCAGGCUAUAAUAGUGCUGCUGGUGUCUAUUGUGUCGGCGAAGUCUUUGAUGGCGACCCAGCUUAUACAUGCCCGUAUCAAAACUAUCUGGAUGCUGUUUUGAAUUAUCCAAUAUACUAUCAGCUCCUAUAUGCAUUCGAAUCUUCUAGCGGCAGUAUCAGUGGUCUCUAUGACAUGAUUAGCUCCGUGGCAUCCGAUUGUGCCGAUCCAACCCUACUUGGAAAUUUCAUUGAAAAUCACGACAAUCCUCGUUUUGCGUCCUAUACGGAUGAUUAUUCUCAGGCUAAGAAUGUUAUUUCCUUUGUGUUUCUCUCUGAUGGCAUUCCUAUCAUCUACGCUGGCCAAGAGCAACACUAUAGUGGUGGUAGUGACCCCGAAAACCGUGAGGCAACCUGGUUAUCGGGAUAUUCGACAACUGCCGAGCUCUACCAAUUCAUCGCCACGACAAAUAAGAUUCGUGCCCUUGCGGUUUCCUCAGACUCCUCGUAUAUCACAACUAAGAAUGACCCAUUCUAUACAGACAGUAAUACGAUUGCUAUGCAAAAGGGAUCAAGUGGCUCGCAGGUUGUUACAGUGCUCUCGAACAUGGGUGCCUCUGGCAGUUCAUACACUCUGACACUCAGCGGUAGCGGGUAUGCUUCUGGCACGGAGCUUAUGGAGAUGUAUACAUGUACCUCCGUGACCGUGGAUUCUAGCGGGAAUAUUGCAGUCCCGAUGGCAUCUGGAUUACCUCGAGUCUUCAUGUUGGCCUCUUCUGCCGGUUCACUUUGUGGCUCUUCAACCACAACAACCACAUCCAAGAUCACCUCCACGACUUCCACGUCUUCCACGUCUUCGACAAGCACUAGUUGUACUCAGACUACAGAUGUACCUGUUCUUUUUAAAGAGCUUGUGACUACAACAUACGGGGAGGACAUUUAUAUUUCAGGCUCUAUUAGCGAACUCGGAGACUGGGACACCGCGAACGCCGUUGCACUAUCUUCAAGUGGCUAUACGUCAUCAAAUCCUUUGUGGCAGGUCGUCGUAAGUAUUCCCGCUGGGACCUCGUUUGAGUAUAAAUUUUUCGAGACGGGCAGCUCCAGUUCGGUGACAUGGGAGAGCGACCCUAACCGGUCGUAUACGGUGCCUACCGCCUGCUCUGGGUCAACUGCGACAGUGACGGCAACGUGGAGGUAG